Messenger RNA from Gracilinanus agilis (Agile Gracile Mouse Opossum), 2914 nucleotides. It is a transcript of the gene ICAM5, whose product is annotated as intercellular adhesion molecule 5. Gene Ontology annotation, biological process: cell-cell adhesion. Gene Ontology annotation, cellular component: membrane. The transcript is spliced from 11 exons. Gene Ontology annotation, molecular function: integrin binding. The record is from RefSeq and is a predicted model, not a curated record. Bases 1 to 2751 code for a protein of 916 amino acids. Lineage: Eukaryota; Metazoa; Chordata; Mammalia; Didelphimorphia; Didelphidae.
AUGACCUUCUCCCAGCCGCUGCUGCUCCGGGCACUGCUCGCCCUUGUGGGGUCCCUCUGCCUGGGACUGCAGGCUCUCUCAGGGGCGGUGGCGCAGGAGCCGUACUGGGCCGACCUGCAGCCCAGGUCAGCACUGGUGGAACGAGGGGGCUCCCUGUGGCUGAACUGCAGCACCAACUGUCCACGACCUGAACGAGGCGGGCUGGAGACCUCGCUUCGGAGGAACGGAACGCAGAGGGGGCUGCGCUGGCUCGCCCGCCAGCUGGUGGACAUCCGUGAGCCUGAAGCCCAUCCUAUCUGCUUCUUCCGCUGUGCCCGCCGGACCCUUCAGGCCCGUGGGACGAUCCUCACCUACCAACGACCAGAUCGAGUGGAAUUGGAGCCACUACCUACCUGGUUGCCUGUGGGCGAAAACUUUACCCUUAGCUGCAGAGUCCCUGGAGCAGGACCCCGGGGGAGCCUUUCUAUCACUCUGCUUCGCGGCGCCCAAGAACUGAGCCGGCGCAGGUUUCCGGGGGAAUCGCCAAGGGCAAGGGGCGCUAUGGCCACGUUCACGGCCACUGCCCGAAGGGAAGACCACAGAGUCAACUUCUCUUGCCUUGCGGAGCUGGACCUUAGGCCCCACGGACUGGGACUACUUCAGAACAGCUCCGCCCCACAGGAGCUCCACAUUUUUGCCUUGGCUCCAGAGCCCCCCAGCCUAGCAUUCCCCAGGCUCCUGGAAGUUGGCACAGAGCAGCUGGUGAGCUGUGAGAUGGACAAGCUGUUCCCAGCUCAGGAAGCCCACAUACAUCUGGCCCUAGGGAGCCAGAUGCUGAGCCCCAGGGUCAUCCUGGAUGGGGACAAGCUGAAGGCUACAGCUACCAUCACUGUGAAAGAGGAAGAGGUUGAAGGCGAGGACGAGCAGGAACUAACUUGCACUGUGACCCUAGGGGGACAGAAUCGAAAGGCCCAAGGAAACUUGACAGUUUAUAGCUUUCCUCAGCCCAACCUAACAGUCAGUGAACCCAGCGUCAGGGAGGGGACCUUUGUGAAUGUGACCUGUGAGGCCCGUCCAGGUGCCCAGGUGUUGCUGGAUGGGGCUCCUGAGCCUUCUCCUGGGGAGCCAGCCUGGCUCACUCUGACUGCUAGUGAAGAGGAUGAUGAGCGUGUGUUCAUCUGUGAAGCUCUCCUGGAGGUGAAGGGAGAGAUACUUCGGAGGAACCGGAGCCUGGAGCUGCAAGUUCUCUAUCAGCCAAGACUGGAUGAGGCAGGCUGUCCUGGCAACUGGACAUGGUUGGAGGGGAUGGAAUCUACCCUGCAGUGCUGGGCUCCAGGGAAUCCACCCCCAGUUGUGGAGUGUGUCCGGCCAGAGGGAGGGCCAGCCAUCCCACUGGGCCUUCCCCUGCCCAUCAGCCGGGAUCAUGCAGGCACCUACCAAUGCACAGCUUCCAACACAGUGGGCCAAACAACAAAGGAUGUGACGGUGAUGGUGGAGUAUGGGCCAGUCCUGGAUCAAUUAGGUUGUCCUGAGAGACGUACAUGGCUUGAGGGUACAGAGGAGGUGCUGACCUGUCAGGCUCUUGGGGUCCCACCACCCAUUGUGAGCUGCAUCCCCAUUGGGGCCUGGGCCCAGCUUCCUGUGGGGCAACUUCGAGUGACCCGAGAGCAUGCAGGCACUUAUCAUUGUGUGGCUACAAACCCGAGGGGCUCAGCCUCCACAAAUGUGUCCAUCACUGUUGAGUAUGGACCAAGUUUUGGGGAGGUAGACUGCCCUGGUGCUUGGACUUGGGUCAAGGGCUCUGACCACCAGUUCUCCUGUGAGGCUGAUGGGAACCCAGAGCCGGUGGUGCUGUGUUCGAGGGCAGGCAACUCCAGCCACGGGGAGCUGCUUUUUCCUCACCUGGGCUCUCCCUCGGGGCAGGACCCUGCUCCUGGCCUUUACUACUGCAAUGCCACCAACAUGCAUGGUUCAGCCAGCAAAAGGGUCACCGUCAGUGCCGAAUCCCCACCACAAAUGGAUGAGGCCAGCUGCCCAAGCCACCAAACAUGGCUGGAGGGGGCACGGGCGCCGGUACUGACCUGCAGAGCUCAGGGCAACCCCACUCCGAGAGUCCACUGCUCCCGGGACGGGCCGGAGCGGCCGGAGAAGCCCAGUGUUUCCAGGGCAGAUGCUGGGACCUUCCACUGUGUAGCCACCAACAGCCACGGCUCAGACACCAGGAUAGUCACCAUUGGGGUAGAGUACAGGCCCCUGGUGGCAGAGCUGGUGGCCAUGCCCCCAGGCAGCGUGAAGCCUGGGGGGAACUUUACGUUGACCUGCAGAGCCGAAGGAUCCCCCCCAGCCCAGUACAGCUGGCGCACCCCCCCAGGAGCCCCCAACAUUGGUCUCUCGGGCAACAACAGCACCCUGAGUGUAGCCGGUGCCCUGGGCAGCCACGGGGGUGUGUAUGAGUGUGCCGCCACCAACACCCACGGCAGCCAUGCCCUUCGGAUCACCGUGCACGUGACUGGGCCCUGGCUGUGGAUUGUCGUGGGCGGGGUGGCCGGAGGGGCCUUGCUGCUGGCCAGCCUGGGUGGCCUCACCUAUUACCUCCAGUCCACAGCCUGUAAGAAAGGAGAGUACAACGUGCAGGAGGCUGAGAGUUCUGGGGAAGCUGUGUGCCUGAACGGGAGCGGGGCUGGGCCUGGGGCCGGGGGUGGCACAGGGGCUGAGGCUGGGGCCGAAGGAGGAGGGGCAGAGGUGUACUCCAUCCAACUGACCUCCACGUGAGUCCCCCUUCCCGGAGCAGGACUCCCCACGCCCCCGUGCCCCGCUGGGUAGGCAGCCCCUCCCCAGCAUGUAUUUAUUAAUUGAUGUAUUUAUCUAUGGAGCCUGAGUGCCAAGGCAGCUGUGAUCCAGGAUCCCUCGGAGCCCCUCACCCCCGGCCCCCGAG